GUGCGGAUAUCGCCGUCUGCGAUUUGUUGAGUCGCGUGGAGAGCCGGUUAACCUAAAGAAGUCAACCGAUGCGAGGAGUGGAGCGAAAUAGAUGGCUUGUGGGGAUGCCUCCAAGAGGUCUUGUCUAUGAUUGGCGUUUCAGUGGCGCCUAGCGACUCUUGGAGUACGUAGCGUCGCCAGCGAAAUUUAUACCCCGCGUGGGCCGAGCAGUCAAGCGUCGAAAACGAAACUCAACAUCUGCAGUACUGUCUUCUCGUCCGUGAACCGGCUUGGCGAUAUAAGUUCAUGAUUAUCUCAUAAACUCGUCCCUACCACAACCAUAUUCUCGGCCAACUCCUUUGGAACAACGACCGCAACAAUGCCCACCAUAUCCCCCUCCUUCAGCGACCGCGCCGACUUCGAGGCCACAGACCGCGGCUUCAUCGCCGCCCUCUCAACACCCACAAUAACCUCCUCAACCGGCAAAACCGUCUGGGACACAAAAGCCUGGGACUUCAUGCAAUCGCCCUGCCCGGACACCGCACACCCCCACCUCUGGCGACAAGGCCAGCUAAACAGCAAACACGGUCUGUACGAAAUCACGCCCGGGAUCUACCACAUCCGCGGCUACGACCUGUCCAACAUGACAAUCGUCGAAGGCAAAACGGGCAUAAUCGUAAUCGACCCGCUCGUCUCCUGCGAGUGCGCAGCGGCGGGACUAGAGCUGUACCAGAAACAUCGCGGACACGGGAGGAAAGUCUCGGGGAUGAUUUAUUCGCACUCGCACGGGGACCACUACAUGGGCGCCGCGGGCGUCGUCAACCCUGAUCUGCAGAAAGAAGGAGAGGCAGAUAUCCCGAUUAUCGCGCCCGAGGGCUUCAUCGAAGCCGUACUGAGCGAGAGUAUCCUGGCCGGGCCUGCGAUGCGUAAGCGCGGCGCGGCGAUGUACGGGAACGCUCUACCACGUUCUCCGACGGGACAGAUUGGAACAGGACUGGGGAUGGGGUCGAGUGUGGGGACGACGAGUUUGAUUCCGCCGAAUCUUCUUAUCCAAAAGACGGGCGAGGAGCAUGUCGUCGACGGCGUGCGGAUCGUGUUCCAGAUGGUUCCAGGGACAGAGGCGCCCGCGGAGAUUAAUUUCUUCUUCCCGGAAUUCCGCGCGCUAUGCAUUCCGGAAACCGCGACUAAUUGCAUGCAUAAUAUUGUGACGCUGCGCGGGGCGCAGGUAAGGGAUGCGAUGGCGUGGAGUGGGUAUUUGGAUGAGGCGAUUGUGCUGUUUGGGAGCGGGGCGGAUGUGCUUUUUGGGAGCCAUAAUUGGCCGACGUGGGGGAAUAAAGACUUGAUCCGACGGCUGGCGGAGCAGAGGGAUUUGUAUGGGUAUAUGCAUGAUCAGACAGUGCGCAUGAUGAAUUUGGGAAUGACCGGAACGGAGAUUGCAGAGGUGAUGCAGUUGCCGGAGGCGCUGGAGAGGGCGUGGCAUUGUCGGGGAUUUUAUGGAUCGUUGAGUCACAAUGUCAAGGGCAUAUAUCAAAAGUACAUGACCUGGUUCGACGGGCGGCCGGAGCAUCUGUGGCAAUAUCCCCCUCGCGAAGAGGGCCAACGGUAUGUUGAAUGCUUCGGCGGUGUUGAUGGUGUCUGCGACAAGGCAGAGACUUUUAUGGAGUGGCGCGACUACCGGUUUGCCGCGACACUACUCGCACACGUCGUGGCAGCAGAUCCCGAGAACGCGAGCCGACGCGCACAGGAUCUGCUCGCGACAACAUACGAGCAGCUCGGCUAUGGCGCCGAGAACGCGACAUGGCGCAACUUUUACCUCACUGCAGCGCAGGAGCUCAGAACAGGUAAGAAGGCUGGUAUGGUUGUGGGAGGACGGACGCCGCUAGGUGAGAAGUUGCAAAUCGAACAAUGGUUCGAAAUUCUGUCUGUCCAGCUGGAUGGCCAACGGGCUGGAAAGGCAGCUUUCAGCUUGGACUUCGACGUCACUGAUGCGGGAGAGAAGUGGCGGUUGAUCCUUAGUAAUGGCGUUCUCACGCGGCGGAGAUUGAAUGGCCUGCCUAGUUCUCGAGCUGAUAUGGAGCUGGUCCUUACGAGGCUCCAAUUGCUUGAACUUAUUCGGGGGAACAGGUUUCCUGUUGAGAGAGAAGCAGGUGAUUCUAGGGUUUUGGAUCGUUUCGUGGAUCUAAUCCGCGUGGACCAGGGGUCUGCCAGGGGACCCAGUCAGAUAUAGAAUAGAUUAUAUGAUAGCAUUAGUCCUAAGACAUCAGACACAGCAAUUAUCCAAGGCUAAUUAACGUGCAUUAACC
This is a messenger RNA of Penicillium brasilianum, 2282 nucleotides long. Lineage: Eukaryota; Fungi; Ascomycota; Eurotiomycetes; Eurotiales; Aspergillaceae. The record is from the annotation of a GenBank genome assembly.